AUGGUUCGAUUCAAUAUCAGCAACAUCAUUGGCGAUCCGUUCGCACUUGCCACUAUCUCUAUAUCCCUUCUUGCAUGGAUAAUUGCUUUCAUCUCGUCCAUUAUUGCGGAUGUCGAGACUCUGUUCCCUAACUUGGUCUGGUGGGCCACCGUUUACAUGCUGCUCUGCAUUAUUGGGGUCAUCAUUGUUGUGGGAUCAGAUACUAGUUUGACGUAUGGUGUUGCGAUUGUUGGGUAUCUUUCUUCGGGCCUCGUCUUAACGAGUCUUGCUGUCAAUUCCCUGGUGUCUGAGCCACAGGCAGCGAAACAGGCCGGUUCCGCUGGUUUCAUACUGUUGUCUAUGAUUAAUAUUAUUUGGAUAUUCUACUUUGGAUCUACACCACAGGCUACUCACCGCCGCACUAUCGAUUCUUUCGCCCUGAACAAGGAAGGAUCACAAUUCCACAACCGUCCUGUAUCCAACGCGUUUGGUGCCCGUCCCGACACGACUGUUAGCCAGCCUCCUCAGAUGUACACAUCUGCGCAACUCAGUGGUUUUGAAACCUCAUCUCCCGUGUCAGGCUAUCCCGGUGGUCCACCAGGCUCGGACAAACGCAAUACAACUACAACAGCUUUUGGUGGUGUUGGCCCCAACACCAAUGGCAGCGGUAACGCCGAGACCUCGAAUGAAGUGGGCCAGCCAACGGAAUAUCCAUACAAGGCAAAAGCGAUAUACUCAUACGACGCGAACCCCGAUGAUGCGAAUGAAAUCAGCUUCGCCAAGGGUGAGGAGCUAGAAGUGUCUGAUGUCAGUGGACGAUGGUGGCAAGCAAGGAGAGCAACUGGUGAGACAGGUAUUGCGCCAUCAAAUUACCUAAUCCUGCUAUGA
Messenger RNA from Talaromyces proteolyticus, 867 nucleotides. Its product is annotated as putative high osmolarity signaling protein Sho1. The record is from RefSeq and is a predicted model, not a curated record. NCBI's taxonomy places the organism in Eukaryota, Fungi, Ascomycota, Eurotiomycetes, Eurotiales, Trichocomaceae. The coding region runs from base 1 to 867 and encodes 288 amino acids. The transcript is spliced from 4 exons. Gene Ontology annotation, molecular function: protein binding.